AUGGCUAGUGAUCCUUCUACCCCGGAACCUUCUACAGAUAUAACUUCAACAAGUAGAGCCAAAAGGGGGAAGGAAUGUCUGACUAAAGUUGCUCAGCAGAGGGCAAAAGGGAUUAUCCAACAUGUUGAUUUCAACGCACGUGGACAGCCAGUGGGUGAUGCAGCAGCUGAAUUGCAAAGUUACAUUGGCCUCCUUACACGUGAUCACGUGAAAAUCAAUAUUAAGAAGUGGAAAGAUGUCAUGCAAGAUGUUAAAGACUUGAUAUGGGACACGAUUAAAUCUUCCUAUGAUGUUCCCGAGAAAUGGAAGGCUGGAUGUAUGGAAUUUGCAAAUUUCAAGUGGCGAAGCUGGAAAACAAGAAUGUACAAUGAUUUCAUUGUACCAAAUCAAGAUGAUGCCUCAAAGUUGCAAGAACCACCGCCGGGUAGUGGCAUUUUGCCAUUAGAUUGGAAUCAGUUCGUAGUUAGUCACUUGUCGUCCGAAUUUAAGACUUUUAGUGAGCAACAAAAGGAGAGACGGAGUAAGAACAUAUACCCCCAUCGACUUUCCCGCAAAGGAUAUGCUAAACUCGCUGAAGAAAUCAAGAUACAACAAAUUAAGUUUACAUUGAUUGGGAAUAUACAAAGGCAAAAUGCUAUAAAUUAG
Molecule: messenger RNA, 645 nt
Organism: Salvia miltiorrhiza (redroot sage)
Lineage: Eukaryota; Viridiplantae; Streptophyta; Magnoliopsida; Lamiales; Lamiaceae
Exons: 4
Coding region: 1-645 (214 amino acids)
Source: RefSeq, a predicted model, not a curated record